Molecule: messenger RNA, 1050 nt
Organism: Aspergillus homomorphus CBS 101889
Lineage: Eukaryota; Fungi; Ascomycota; Eurotiomycetes; Eurotiales; Aspergillaceae
Product: Clavaminate synthase-like protein
Exons: 4
Coding region: 1-1050 (349 amino acids)
Molecular function (GO): oxidoreductase activity
Source: RefSeq, a predicted model, not a curated record
AUGAACACGCUCAUCAACGACGACCGAGGUACCUCGUCACCUUCGAGACCUUUUGAACUCCCCGCCAGCAACCAGCGACUCCUGGGUCCCCCGCACCCAGCAAACACCGUCCUCCCACUCGCCCUCCGCCCUUCACCCAGCACCCCCAAACCAACCCUCGAAGCAGUGCUCACCACCAUCCACACCCUUCAAAAAGAACACCACCUAACAAAGCACCUCUCCUGCCACGGCGCGCUCCUCUUCCGCAACCUCCCAAUCCACAACGCAGAAGAUUUCAGCGCCUUUGCGCAGGCCUUCAACUUCGCCCCGCACGAGAUAAUCGGAAUCGUAGUCGACCGGCCCGUCCUCGCACCAAACUCCCUCACGCACCAGAAUACAUCUUUUUCUACGGGCACCGCCCCCCCCCCCCCUGAGGGAAGCGGGGGCGAGACGCCGCUCUCGUCGUCGCUGGAGCUCUUUCGGCGGGCGCAGCGCGAGAUUCCGUCGUUCAUUGAUAACAUCGCCGAGAAGGGUAUCCUGAGUCGCGCGUUUGGCAAGGAGUGGGUGGCUGGAGACGAUGAGGCAACGAAGCGGAGGAAGGUCGAGGCGCAGAUCCGUCGGUAUGGGCGUGGGGAGCAUACGACUUGGGAGUGGUUGCAGGAUGGGAGUGGGCGGAUGAAGUUGGUGCUAGAGCACCGUCUGCCUGCUAUACGGACGCAGCCCGGUAGGAAUCUCCCUGCCUUGUUUACGGGGCUAGCGGCGUAUUGGAAGCGCGUGCAGGUGGCAGAUGCGCGAGGGAAGGGGACGAGGCAGCUCUUUGGGGAUGGGUCGCCUAUUCCGGAGGAGGAUUUGGAGGCUUUGGCUAGUAUUACGGGGGAGAUACGUGUGCUGCAUCGCUGGGUGGAAUGUGAUGUGCUCGUUAUUGAUAAUCUUGUCGCGCAGCAUGGGCGUGAGCCGUGGCGCGGCGAGCAGGCGGAUCGCAUUGUGCUGGCGAGUUUGUUUGAUGGCCCGGUUGUGCCGGGGGCGUAUGGCUUCGGGGAUUGGGCGCAGGUCGUUCAGGCUGCGGAUUAG